UUUAGAGCAGGAAUUCAGGAAAUUUCCUGAAGUCUACUCUCUUAUCUAUAAUUUGGUGUUUCACUUGUUUGUCUUGAAGUUUGUCUAUUAAUGGUGCUCUAGCUAAAUAAUAAAUUACUUGAAUAGUAUAACUUGAGUGUUCCUAUAAUUAAAGAUGCCGGCGAAUCUAACAGACAAUCUCAUUGAUAAGUCAGAACCUUUGAUGUUGGAUUCCAAUGAGCGACAAGUAAAAUUUAUUAUUUUAAAAACUCUCCGGCAACGAUUACGUGUUAAACUUGAACUGGACAAUGUGAAAGAUUACGAUUGCUUCGAAAAAGUUGAUAAUUUUGAUCUAAAUUCGUACCAAUUCACGUACGAGCAUAAUAAUAAAAGUUUUCUACUGGAUUUUCUCCCUACUCACGUGAUCCUCACUAAUCGAGAAACCGGCGAAGGCAGAGCGAUUUUUUACGAUGACCAUCCCCUGUACCUUCUAAAUGAGCAGGCGCAAGUAGUCGAGUCCGAUAACACUUUAGGAGCCGUUGCUCGGUUAUAUGCAAAAAUCCUUGGAAAAUUCGGUAUAGAAAUGCUAACUUCGAAGGAAUAAUCGUUGCCAAUAAAUCAAAAAUAUGAUAGCCGUUGUUUUUUUUCUACCGGAUUCGAUUAACAGUGAAAGACUGAAAGUAUUCUAAGUACCUAUAGCCACGAAAUUCAAUACACAGUUGUUACUUAUUCUU
Molecule: messenger RNA, 713 nt
Organism: Planococcus citri (citrus mealybug)
Lineage: Eukaryota; Metazoa; Arthropoda; Insecta; Hemiptera; Pseudococcidae
Exons: 3
Coding region: 155-583 (142 amino acids)
Source: RefSeq, a predicted model, not a curated record